AGUGUCCAUGCAGGCAGCACGCGCUGCACCCCAUACUGCUGCACAUCCUCAGCCUUCUGGAGUGCCUCAUUUCUCCAUAUGUCUACUGUGAAUAGCAGUUCCACAGGCUGUCGGGCCGCAAAGAUGGCUGGAAAGUUUCUGUCUGGCUCCGGCCGGUGUUCCGCAGUGACCACCGGUCAGCAGCAGGGGCGGAUGCGUUCUCAUUGCCAGGCUGUCAGCUCCACUACUGCCCACAUGGGAGGACCACCGGCAGCAGUGAGACAGCAGGAUAACCCAGGGUAUUUCUCUGCAACUGACAGAAAUGCGCAGACAAACCGAAACCUAAUUUACCGGGAUGUUAGGGCUUUCCUAAACGAAGUUGGUGGGGAUCCUCGGGAGGCCCGGUAUUGGUUGACCCAGUUCCAGAGAUCAACAUUGGUACAGUCUCCUGCUUUUGCUGUGCUGGAGGUGGACAGCUCAGCAUUCCAAAGCAAGGGGAUGGUUGAUAGCCUGGCCUUUGGGCUGUCUUUCCUGCAGAGGAUGGACAUGAAGCCUGUGGUGGUGAUGGGCUGCCAUGACAACGAGGAGUCAGGACCUAUGGAAGCAGUUAGUGGGUGUUGGUACACCAGAGGUUUGGUGGAGCGAUGCCAGCAGCUGACAGAAGCCCUACAGCAACACUCAGCAUCCGUUCUGCCAUUCUUUUCUGCAGAAUCUUUCCUACAGCUGCAAGAAGCACCACCAGGAAGCAGUGCUUCACACUCUAUUGCUGUGGACAUCAGUCUCCUGCAGUGGUGUUUGAACUGUGGGAGCAUCCCGUUGGUUUGUCCAGUGGGGAGAGACGGACGAGGAUGCUCGUUGGUGCUCAACCCCACUGAGGUCACAGCAGCCAUUUCACGAGCCCUUCAGCCCCUCAAAGUCAUGUUUUUGAACAACUCAGGAGGCCUGCGGAGCGAAAAACAACAGGUAUUGGACACUGUGUCGUUGCCCGCUGACCUGCCUGGUCUGUCCAGAGCAGAAUGGCUGAGUCCACCUGUUCGUCGCAGGCUUGACACCAUCGCCAGGCUCCUAAAUCAGUUACCAACAGAGUCCUCUGCUGUGAUCACCUCAGCGGACACAUUACUGACUGAACUGUUCAGCCACAAGGGUUCUGGAACACUGUUUAAAAAUGGUGACCCCAUACAAAGGUACAGCUCUCUGGAUGAGAUCGAUACGGAGCGUCUGCUGACUCUCAUCAACAAGUCAUUUGAUAAAACUCUGAGGAAAGAUUACAUCGAUUCUCUGAAGGGACGGAUGCACUGCAUUUACCUCUCCGAAGGCUACAGUGCAGCAGCCAUCAUAACGAUUGAGCCAGUGAAUGGUGGGACCCCCUACCUGGACAAGUUUGUGGUGAGAAGCAGUAAGCAGGGACAAGGCACCAGUCACAUACUCUGGGAAUGUAUCCGACAGGACCUGGGCAAAUUGUUCUGGAGGUCCAAAGCUACAAACAGGAUCAAUCCAUGGUACUUUAGGCACUGUGAUGGCAGCUUUGUAAAUGGAGUAUGGACCGUCUUCUGGUUUGGCCUUACAGACAUCAGAGAUUCCUAUGCACUGGUGGAACAUGCCAGGAGCCUGCCUGAUUCAUUCCAAAGUUCUAGUCUCACCAUGACAGAGCAGGCUCCUUCUCCUGAACGAUUUCUUCCAGUUUGAUAGCUGUUUUAGUGACCUGUUCCAUCUUUUGAUCAGCAAAUAAAAAAAAAUGUGUUCAGUUU
This is a messenger RNA of Cyprinodon tularosa, 1727 nucleotides long. It is a transcript of the gene nags, whose product is annotated as N-acetylglutamate synthase. Gene Ontology annotation, molecular function: arginine binding; L-glutamate N-acetyltransferase activity, acting on acetyl-CoA as donor. Bases 79 to 1665 code for a protein of 528 amino acids. The record is from RefSeq and is a predicted model, not a curated record. Lineage: Eukaryota; Metazoa; Chordata; Actinopteri; Cyprinodontiformes; Cyprinodontidae. Gene Ontology annotation, cellular component: mitochondrial matrix. The transcript is spliced from 8 exons. Gene Ontology annotation, biological process: L-arginine biosynthetic process.